Messenger RNA from Saccharomycopsis crataegensis, 957 nucleotides. RefSeq names its product trifunctional aldehyde reductase/carbonyl reductase (NADPH)/glucose 1-dehydrogenase (NADP(+)) YPR1 (gene YPR1). The record is from RefSeq and is a predicted model, not a curated record. Gene Ontology annotation, cellular component: cytosol. Bases 1 to 957 code for a protein of 318 amino acids. Lineage: Eukaryota; Fungi; Ascomycota; Saccharomycetes; Ascoideales; Saccharomycopsidaceae. Gene Ontology annotation, molecular function: aldose reductase (NADPH) activity. The transcript has a single exon.
AUGGCUCUCCUCAAGAACUGUACCACAACUUUUAAACUAAACACCGGGGCCACCAUCCCUGCCGUUGGCUUAGGCACCUGGAACUCAACUGAUGAAAAAGAAGCCAAGGGUGCUGUGGUUGCUGCCAUCAAGGCAGGCUAUCGCCAUAUUGACACUGCUUACAUCUACCGCAAUGAAAAGCAAAUUGGCGAGGGGAUCAAGGAAGCCAUUAACUCUGGACUUGUAAAAAGAGAGGAAUUGUUCGUCACCACCAAGUUGUGGUGUUUUGACCAAACUGAUCCUUUGCCUGCUCUUGAAGGAUCUAUUGAAAGAUUGGGGCUUGACUACAUUGAUUUAUACUUGAUGCAUUGGCCAAUUCCAAUACAUAAGAGAGAGGAUGCUAAUGGCAACUUGAUUUGGCAGCCACCUUUAGAUGAUCCGAAUAGAGCGGAAUAUUUCCGUAAAGAUUGGGAUUUCUUCAAAACUUGGGAACUUAUGUCGAAAUUACCGGAAUCUGGUUUGACGAAAGCGGUUGGUGUGUCCAAUUUUACUGCUGGUAGAUUGGAAGCUCUUUGCUCUAAGGGCAAAUUAAUCCCAGCCUGUAAUCAAGUGCAAUUGCAUCCAUUGUUACCUGAAAUUGAACUAUUGGAAGUGGCUAACAAGUAUGGGGUUAUUCUUGAAGCUUAUUCACCAUUAGGAUCCCAAAACACACCAGUUUUAAAGAACGAGUUCAUCAGUGAAAUUGCAAAAAAGAAUGAUAUCCCCGCUGCCAAUGUCAUUUUUAGUUGGAUUGUAUCUAGAGGUAUCGUGGUUUUGCCAAAAUCGGUGAAAGAAGCCAGAAUUGUUAGUAAUUUGAAGACUAUAGAUUUGCCAAAGGAAGAUAUGGAAGCUUUGACAGAAUAUGCAAGUAGGAAUGGUGGCCCUGCUAGAGUUGCUACUUCUAAAUGGUUACCUGAAGGUUUCUGGGAAGAAUAUUGA